Colletotrichum higginsianum IMI 349063 is the source of this 1290-nucleotide messenger RNA. RefSeq names its product C6 zinc finger protein. NCBI's taxonomy places the organism in Eukaryota, Fungi, Ascomycota, Sordariomycetes, Glomerellales, Glomerellaceae. The transcript is spliced from 3 exons. The record is from RefSeq and is a predicted model, not a curated record. Bases 1 to 1290 code for a protein of 429 amino acids.
AUGGUUGGGGUUCCCGGACGCUCCAAGGGUUGCAACACGUGCCGGAAGCGAAAGAAGGGCUGUGUGAAGGCGGGGAUCGAGUGCGCGGGCUAUGAGAGGAAGCGCAUCUUCGUCAACGUCACAAACCCGGCGGAGGCCGGCUGGGUCUCCAAGGCGCUGGUCCCCGUCGUCCGAGAAGUCACUCAGGCGCCCUCCCUGUCUCAGUCCGCCUUCGAAGACAAGAUAUUCGAUCUGUUCUGGGAAGGCUACAUGCCCGAAGCCCCGCUGUGCGCCCCCGGAAGUCCCAUCGUGAGGUUUGCCAACGCAGACUGGGCGACGACAGUCCGCGACCUCUACCGCACCGACACGGCUCUGCGGCAGAGCCUGUUGGCGCUGAGUCUCGGGACCAUCGGCCGACGAGACAAGCAGCAGUGGAUGAUCGACGACGGCCUCAAGUUCUACUGCGAUGCCUUGAGAGAGCUGAACGUGGCCCUGCGACAUCCGAGGAGGUGGAAGUCGGACGCCUUGAUCUUGGCUUCUAGGAUCCUUGGCUUCUACGAGGUCAUCUCGCACGUCAAGCGCAGACGCAGAUGUCCGCUCAGCCACCCCGUUUGGAAGACGGUCCCAUGGCAGACCACCCCAAAGACCCCGAAGGACGUCCUUGUCGACAUCUUCGUCGACGUGCCCGGCCUCCUUGAAGAUUUAGAUCGCCUGAGGAGCUGCCAGGAUGACGCCGUCAAAGAGCGACGGCGCAGCAAGCUCAUCAAGGAAUGCUGGCGCAUGGACGGAGAGCUCCAGUGGUGGCUGAGCAACCUGAGCCCCGAGAAAGAAUUCCAAGAGCUCACGGCCAGAGGCCUCGACAACCCGGCCGCCUGCGAUGUCGUCGUCGCUUCCAUCAUGGCUCUGUGCUGGACCGUUUCCCUCCUGACGUACAGCACUCUCCGCCUCGCAAUCGGCGCAAAGGCCGGCCUGGAGCUGCCCGAGCGGACCGAUCCCCUCGUCUACUGCGCCAAGAUCGCCGACAUUGUCGACGUCUUCUUCCACCCCUCGGCGGGGACCUUUGGCAUCCAGUCCGCGCCCCUGCCGAUCGGCAUGGCGUUGGUGUAUCUCAACUCGACCGAGGAAGGGUUCAAUUCCGAGACCAAGUGGAAGCUGCUCGGCUUCUUCGGGCGUACGGCGAACAACGGCAUCGGCAUCGGCAAGUUCCUUCUCAGCACCCAGAGGGACGGGCUGGCGGCCAAGACAGCCACGCCGGCCACGCCCGAUGGGAUCAGGACCAAGGCGAAGGGAUGGAUGGGGGUUGCGGCGUAG